UGCUGCAGGGGCAGUGUUUCUCGUUCUUUGUUGAAGUGGGUCGGUGGUCGGAUUGGCAGCGGGUCCGGGUCCUCGCCCCCUGGGGCGGGGAGCCGGAGACGGAUUAUUCUCUGCGGAGCGACACCAACGACUUUCCAUUGAGCGGCGCAGGCUGGGGUGAGACUGGAUGGACGUUUAAAGAUUACGAGCGGAAUACGUAGAAUAUGCAGACGAUAUCUUUUUCCCCAGAGUUCAAAUGUCAAAGAUAAGUGUUUUUUUAAAAGGUCGAGUUGCAAGAUCGACAGCAACCUGGCAUGGAUGGAGUGCACACUUGGGAGUGGUCCGUCACUGGAUCGAGCUCAGACCCUCCGUUCGCGAGCCGGGAGCUGAUACUGCACCAUCAGCCGACUCCACAAAUUUAGACCUGUGUUGAGAGAUUUAUUGGAAGAAAAGCCCACAUCUGGAAGCAAACCACGACUGUAGACGAGGGAACAGCAGCAAGUGAACCUGCCCAAGGACUGAGAGCAUCAACUGGACAGAACCCAUCUGACUCAGAGUUAACAUUCAUUCAGUCAGGAGAAAGUUUGAGCAGCAAAAACUGAUCACAUCUGUCCUCAAAAUGAGUCAAGGUUCGAGCAGUGGAGGAGCUCCAGUGACAUCAACAUCGGGAAAGGACACAGAACUGAUCACACCUGUCCUCAAAAUGGGUCAAGGUGCAAGCAGUGGAGGAGUUCCAGUGAUGUCAACAUCGGGAAAUGAUACAGAGCAGCAAAAACUGAUCACAUCUGUCCUCAAAAUGAGUCAAGGUUCGAGCAGUGGAGGAGCUCCAGUGACAUCAACAUCGGGAAAGGACACAGAACUGAUCACACCUGUCCUCAAAAUGGGUCAAGGUGCAGGCAGUGGAGGAGUUCCAGUGAUGUCAACAUCGGGAAAUGAUACAGAGCAGCAAAAACUGAUCACAUCUGUCCUCAAAAUGAGUCAAGGUUCGAGCAGUGGAGGAGCUCCAGUGACAUCAACAUCGGGAAAGGACACAGAACUGAUCACACCUGUCCUCAAAAUGGGUCAAGGUGCCAGCAGUGGAGAAGUUCCAGUGAUGUCAACAUCGGGAAAUGAUACAGAGCAGCAAAAACUGAUCACAUCUGUCCUCAAAAUGAGUCAAGGUUCGAGCAGUGGAGGAGCUCCAGUGACAUCAACAUCGGGAAAGGACACAGAACUGAUCACACCUGUCCUCAAAAUGGGUCAAGGUGCAAGCAGUGGAGGAGUUCCAGUGAUGUCAACAUCGGGAAAUGAUACAGAGCAGCAAAAACAGAUCACAGCUUUCCUCAAAAUGGGUCAAGGUGCAAGCAGUGGAGGAGUUCCAGUGGAGUCAUCAUCGGGAAAGGACACGGAGCUGCCAAAACUGAUCACACCUGUGCUCAAAAUGGGUCAAGGUGCCAGCAGUGGAGGAGUUCCAGUGAUGUCAACAUCGGGAAAGGAUACAGGUGUGAGAGUGAUCACUGAGCUCCUGGCAAUCUGUGACAAUUUCCAGCUGCUGCAGUUGACGGACUUCUACCGGGACAGGCUGGAGCAGGCGAUGGAAGGAGGGGUGCACGGAGUGAGCCUGGCGUUAACGGCCGAGAAUCAGUUCAGCGGAGAGGAACAUCGGAAAAUCUCUGAUCUCGCUGAUAAGGGAGAGCGGGCGGACAGUUCUAAACUCCUCCUGAGCCUGGUGAUGGAGAAAGGCUCCCGCGCCCCAAGGGUGAUGUGGGAAACCUUUGUCAAAAUGCGGAUUGGUGUUCCAGAUUUGGACAAAGUACUGAAGGAAAUCCAGAUGUAUGGUCCGGGCUCAGUGAUCACUGAGCUCCUGGCAAGCUGGGACGAUUCCCAGCUGCUGCAGUUGACGGACUUCUACCGGGACAGGCUGGAGCAGGCGAUGGAAGGAGGGGUGCACGGAGUGAGACUGGCGUUAACGGCCGAGAAUCAGUUCAGCGGAGAGGAACAUCGGAAAAUCUCUGAUCUCGAUGAUGAGGGAAAGUGGGCGGACAGUUCUAAACUCCUCCUGAGCCUGGUGAUGGAGAAAGGCUCCCGCGCCCGGAGGGUGAUGUGGGAAACCUUUGUGAAAAUGCGGAUUGGUGUCCCAAAGUUUGAAAAAAUACUGAAGGAAAUACAGAUAUAUGGUUGUGAUUCUUCCCAUCGACCAAUUCCCGCUCAAAAAUUACUAAAGGUUCUCAGUGAGCUGAAAGAGCCUCAACAUCCCUCCGGCAGUGGGGUGAUCGGAACGGUACGCAAUGGCCCAGAUGAGGCUGAGGCAGAGUUCAUAAAGUUGAAAUUUGACCUCUGUUUCCACCAACGGUUGUAAUUUGCGUAGGGCGGUUCAGUUUGUUGAGCCACGAGGAUCUGACCAGAAUUAACUUCUAAGGAGACCGCCAUGUUGGGCAAUCUUUACGAUAAAUAUAAUAGGACCAAAAAGUAAUGUUCCUUAUAUUGGCAGCCCAGUAGUA
Molecule: messenger RNA, 2459 nt
Organism: Hypanus sabinus (Atlantic stingray)
Lineage: Eukaryota; Metazoa; Chordata; Chondrichthyes; Myliobatiformes; Dasyatidae
Exons: 21
Coding region: 599-2317 (572 amino acids)
Source: RefSeq, a predicted model, not a curated record